ACAAAAUAGAAUUCUGCCCCGCCUCCUCAUAUAUAUUUGAUUGAAUUAAUGAAAUUCUUUAUUUGUUUACUCAUUUUUCCUCCAUAUGUCAUAGACAGACGGCUAUGGAUCACCAGCUUGGGAGGUUGCCUGCCUAUCACUCUUUGAAGAGAUUCGGGUUGGAGAUUGAGAGCGAGGGUGCUCCUUCAGCCAUGACACAACAACAUCUUGACCACACUCUUUCACCAAACUCUGAUCGUGUGAUCAAUUACAUUAACAAGGUACUACUAGAGCAGGACAUUGACGCAAAUAAUGAUGACUUGUUCUGUGAUCAUAUUGCGCUAAGAGCCGCUGAGAAUUAUUUCUAUGAAGCAUUGGGCGAGAACCCCUCAUUUGAGAGCAGAGACGAAAGUCGAGAAGACAUCUUAGUUGGGACUUCCACUUGUGAUUCUAAUCCCGGAGAGUGUAAACCAUACGGCACAAGUGAUCCUCCUCAUGUUCAUCCACUCGUCUUCACCACCUCAUCAAGCUAACUUGGAUGGGUUAAAUAGUUCUAUAUAUAGCUCGGACGAGAGUGCUAAUUUGGUUCCACAUUUAUUUUUUGAUGACCAAAUUGCAUCCAUUUUACCAUUUCAGAGAGGCGUGGAGGAAUCUAGAAGAUUCUUUGGCGCCAUUAAUCCGAUGGUCAUCCAUCUUGAUAACAAAUACUUGAUGCAACCGGAAAUGACCAAGGAAUUGAUUAUUGGUAGUGCGGUGAGUACAGAGAGGGAGGAUCAUAGAGUUGGUGCUUGUAAGGGAAGGAAACAUGACCGUCCAAGUGAAAACAAAGAUGAGGAAAGGAGCUGGAAGCAAAGUGCAACUUACGAGGAGGAAGUUGAGUUAUCAAAGGUGUUUGAUAAAGUUUUGUUGUGUUGAUGAUAGUGAUAAUUUCCCACAAGUUGGAGUGUGCAAACGGAAAGGAAGAAAUGGUGGCAAGAGUUGUUCAAAUAAACGAGGAAAUGGUUAUUAAAAUGUGGAUGUGGUGCUCAAAUGUGCCAAAUCUAUUGGGGUUGCCGAUUACAACACAGCUGUAGAACAACUAAAGGAGAUUAGGCAGUACUCUUCGCCUGACGGGAAUGCAAAUCAAAGGUUGGGACAUACAUACAUUUGCUAAUGGUCUUGAGGCACGGUUGGGUGGAACUUGGUCACAACUUUAUCCUUCAUCAUCAUUUCGCAAUGAAAUCACAGUUUCUGAAUUUCAAAAGUCUCACAUGUCAUCAUCUAUGCCAUUUAUGAGGAUAAUAAUCUUCUGUGCGAACAAAAUGAUUUAUCAAGAGGCAAAUCAUUGCACGUUAUAGAUUUUUGUAUUCUUUAUGGUAUCCAAUGACCCACUCUUAUUCGGGAUCUUUCACAAAGACCCGGUGGCCCUCCAAAACUUCGCAUAACAGGGAUUGACCUUCCCCAACCUGGUUUUCGUCCAUCGCAAAUGGUAGUCGAGACUAGUUAUUGCUUGGCUAGAUAUUGCGAGAGUUUUGGUGUGCCAUUUGAAUACAAUGCCAUAACAGCAACAAAUUGGGAGGAAUUAAGAUUAGUGACUUGAAGCUCCAGAGGGGUGAGGUAGUUGCUGUUAACUCUAUUGAUCGAUUCAAACUCAUACUAGAUGAGACAGUAUAUGUUGAGGACAACCCCAGGGAUGCUGUUUUAAAGUUAAUUCGUGACGCAAAUUUUUGUGCAUUCAGUGCUUAGUUCAUCUCACACCUCUCCUUUCUUCGUCAGUCGGUUCCGAGAGGUUCUCUACUUCUACUCUGAUGCCUUUGAUAUGUUUGCAACUUUUUUCCCAAACCAUGAUACUCAUAGGUUGAAUUAUGAACAAUCAUUGAUGGGCCCUAUAAUAGGAAAUGUUAUAGCAUGCAAGGGAAGGGAAAGAUUUGAGAGGCCCGAAACAUACAAACAAUGGCAAACUCGCACUAUGAGGACUGGGUUCAAUCCUCUACCUCUCAACCCUAAACUUAUGAGAAAGUUAAGAGCCAAGGCAAUGGAAGCAUGUUACAAAGACAUUUUAUUUUCUGAAGAUGGCCCUUGGGUGUUGCAGGGAUGGAAAGGCCGGGUUAUGUUUGCCACAUCUGCCUGGGUCACUCGCAUGCGGUAAUCAUAAGAUACCUAAAUGAACGUUGCACCUAAGAAGCCUCAAAACCACCCACAUCUCAUGUCCUAUAAUUUUCGGAAAUUUAGACACUUUAAAUUCCCAUUUCAUGAUUAUUGUUUCCUUAUUAAUUAGCAAUUUUAAUUCUCAUUUUUAAUUCUCGUAUAGUAGUUGAACGUGCAAUGGUUUGUUGUCAUUGCGCGGCUGCGCCUAGCUCUUGAGAUGUUCUAUCUAAACUAAUUUGUCAUAUUUUUUCAUGAUUUCUUGCUCAUUAUUGUUGUCUUAAACAACUACGAGU
Molecule: messenger RNA, 2399 nt
Organism: Cuscuta epithymum
Lineage: Eukaryota; Viridiplantae; Streptophyta; Magnoliopsida; Solanales; Convolvulaceae
Source: the annotation of a GenBank genome assembly